Molecule: messenger RNA, 555 nt
Organism: Penaeus monodon (black tiger shrimp)
Lineage: Eukaryota; Metazoa; Arthropoda; Malacostraca; Decapoda; Penaeidae
Product: cuticle protein AMP1A-like
Exons: 3
Coding region: 12-449 (145 amino acids)
Cellular component (GO): chitin-based extracellular matrix
Molecular function (GO): structural constituent of chitin-based larval cuticle
Source: RefSeq, a predicted model, not a curated record
UCUUCAACAACAUGAAGUUUGUAGUCCUCGCUCUCCUGGCCGCCGUAGCCACCGCCGUCCCGGUUUAUGAUGGUUCACAGGCUCGCUUCGACUCCGGCGAGGGGGUGGCCAUCCUGAGGGACGAGCGCGUGAUCGAGGACGACGGAAGGUACAACUUCGACAUGGAGGCUGCCAACGGCAUCGUCGUGUCUGAGUCUGGCUCUCCCGGUCUAAAGGGUGCCAUCGUCAGUGCCGGUUCCUACUCAUACACCGCUCCCGACGGCACCCCCGUUGUCGUCAAGUACGUGGCUGACGAGAACGGCUUCCAGCCCCAGUCCGACCUCCUGCCCGUGGCCCCCGAGUUCCCCCACCCGAUCCCUCAGUUCGUCCUCGACCAGAUCGCCUUCGCCGCUGAGGAGGACGCACGCAGGGCCAGGGAACCCUCCAGCAGAUAUGGAGCUCCUCAGUAAUAUAGUUAUCUUAACAAAGGGCUAAUUCAUCUUAUUGAAGAUUGUGAUGACAAUGUAUUUAUUUAUUUAGUGCUCAUUUCAUACAAAUAAAAGUAAAAAUAAGUCA